AUGGAGUUGCUAGCGAGGGGUUUACAAGUUCUCGGUGUCAAGAAGAACGUAGACUGGGAACAACUGGCUGAGGGCCGCAAUGAAGAUAAUAUCAAGUUUGCCCAGUGGCUCAAGAAGCUAGUCGACGCGAACACUGGCGUAAACACAUCGCUCAUUGGCUGGAAGGAACAUCAGACAAGGGCCGACGCAACGAAAUGGAGCGGCCCACCGCAGGCUUCCGGGGGCACCCGCAAAACUCGAGCAUGCACUGCUCAAAAACGAAACACUGUUCAACCCGCAGGUCUUUCGGUGAACGAACUAGAGAAGCAACAGACCGAACUUCAGGAGAAAGCUGACAAGCUAAAGAAGGAAGUUCAGAAGCAACGAGUGAAACUGCAGAGAAUUCGGCAACUUUACCAAGAAUACGAAGCUAAGCACGGAGCCAUGGCGCCGCUUAUGAGUGUUAUGGAGAUGACACAAACGGAGAACGUACCGCCGGUAAAAGGCUCGGAGAGCAAGUGCCGAGACAACAAAACUGAGUAA
Molecule: messenger RNA, 522 nt
Organism: Dermacentor silvarum
Lineage: Eukaryota; Metazoa; Arthropoda; Arachnida; Ixodida; Ixodidae
Product: microtubule-associated protein RP/EB family member 1
Exons: 1
Coding region: 1-522 (173 amino acids)
Biological process (GO): protein localization to microtubule plus-end; spindle assembly; regulation of microtubule polymerization or depolymerization
Cellular component (GO): microtubule organizing center; spindle midzone; microtubule plus-end
Molecular function (GO): microtubule plus-end binding
Source: RefSeq, a predicted model, not a curated record